Molecule: messenger RNA, 5156 nt
Organism: Uranotaenia lowii
Lineage: Eukaryota; Metazoa; Arthropoda; Insecta; Diptera; Culicidae
Exons: 6
Coding region: 1283-4594 (1103 amino acids)
Source: RefSeq, a predicted model, not a curated record
UUCAGUCCAACUCGAUCGACGGUUACGAGUGGAGUUGUUGCGCGCUGUUGUUGCUCGAUCUCCGGGAAAGGUGCGCUCCUCCUAACUUUGUAAGAUUUGCGAUCGUUCCGAAAAUCUCGGGCAAUAGUGCCGUCCGCCGCCGUUGUAAAAUGUGCGACUUGGUGUUCUAAAUAUCGAACCAACCAGAAGAGAUUGUGGUCGUGAGGUUGAAUACCCGGGGGAUUGAUUAGUGAAGGGCGGGUUUUGUGCUCAGUCAAAAGUUCCGUCCGUGUGCGCUUCUGGGAAAAAGAAAAUCAACGUCGUCGAUGCGGUUUUUAGCAUUUUCAUGGCUAAAUUAUAUGUAUAUGAUGGGAUGAUGCUGGCUAGCCUAUGUAUCUGCGAAGCAUAUUCUUGGAUUGAUCUUGGUCUUUUUCUUGCGGUGGGAGCACUUCCCGGGAGCUGCGGUUUGAACAACUGUUCCAGAUUGCCCUUUGCUUCAGGCCGCUUAAUGACCAACGGGUGAAGAGCAUUAGAUAGUUGUCGGAGGCUUUUUAGUAAAUUUGAGUAAUCAUUUUGCUGCUUAACAAUCCUAUCUUUGAAUUGCUACGAGUCUCAAGGCCUUUCUAUGAGUCGUGCAGUGAGUGGGUUGGCGGCUAAUUGAAUUAAGAAGAGCUAUUCAUUAAUUGAAGAAAGCCUGUAGCGUUAUUCAUGUGAGCUAGGUAUGUGUGCUCUAAAUUGGCUUCAAAUUGAAUAAUUACGGAUGGUGUAUCCCAAUAAUGUCUAUGGAAACAGUGAAGUGUGGAUAUUGCUUUUGCGUUUGGACUUUAAGUAUUCAUCAGCAUCCCAGAGCGUAUGAUCGAUCGAAUUUCGCCUGAAAAGGAAUGCUGCUAACGAUCACCACCAGUGCAAAAGUUGAAACUUUCGGGAAAGGCAAAUUGAACACGUCCCAAUUCGAGCCGGAAUUUUGUCAUCGUAGCAGCUACUUUUCCCUGACGGCUUAGUUGUUGUAUAUCGGACCGAGAACCUUGAAUCUCGAACACCCAAAAAAAACAUGAGAGCAUAGAGAUGUCCAGCAGAGACAACUCCUACAGCUACGCUCUGGGCGACUGGAUAUGUCCGGCGAGAGGAUGCAUCUGAAAAUCCUUACAUCGUGCAGGAAUGAAACAAGAGACACACAGAAAGAGAACCGGACAUCAAAGAAAAAAAUCAUCGUCUGCGGAGAAAACAAUGCUGCGGCUGAAUGAAGGCUGAGCCUUUUUUUCUUCUCUAGCAGUUUGUAAUAGAAACACAAAUUCCAUCCACCAUGACGGUUCAGACGAUACUGGACGCGCCGCCGCAGCAAGUUCACCAUCAUCACCAUCACAACCACCGGUACCACCAUCAGCAACAUCAUGAUCCGGCCUACAACAUCACCAGUGCCGAGGCGGAAGAUUACAACAGUGACAACAGCAUAGCGGUGCUGCAACAUCACCAUCGCCAUAUGCCAUCGACCAGUUCCAGUUCCUGUGAUAACACCAAGCAGCCCUCGAUGAUGCAGGGUUCCAGUUUGCCCGGCUCAUGCGACGAAAACACCCCCAGUGUGCUGGAUAUUAACCUAGAUAGUAAUAAGAAAAUAGCUUUAUCCAAUAAUUCCAAUAAUUCAAGACUGAACUCCCCGGCUCGGUAUACCACGAGCGACGAGCGAAAGUACAGCAACCGGAUCGAGGUGUACAGCGAUUCCGGUGGCGGCACCAAGCUGGAGGAGGAAAUCAUUUCGGAAGACGAUCGGGGACCGCCGCUGCCGCCGAGACCCGCGCCACGAUCGAGAACGCUGCAGCGCGCCGAAAAUGCUCCUGUAACGUCCGGAGUGCGGAAGUACGUCAUCUGGUGUCUGAUAUGCGGCGGUAUUUCCUGCCUGCUCGGGAUCCUCUUUCUCGGGAUCUACUUCCUGCUGCGCUCUUACACCAGUACCGUGGGCUACUUCGAGACGGUGCCCACCUUUGUUCCAGCCACCUUGCUCAUGGUCACUGGAAUCUGUAUAAUGAGUUUAGCGAGGAGGAGGAACCGGUAUAGCUAUCUUAUCAAACUCUCCGGUGCAUGCGGGUUGGCUUCGGCGCUGACCUGUGCCCUGGUAACGGUCACGACGACGGUUCUGCACAUGAGUCGGCUCCAGGUGCUCCGGGAGUGCGAAUACACGCAGAAGACACGCACCUGUACCUGUUACUCGGUGACGGCUGAGAAACAAGCGGAAGGCGUCGACGACAAUGUGCGAUUCGUGUUCGAUUCCACGUCUGACUGUGGCGUGGUUCAUGGUGCUUUGUACUCUUGUCUGAGAGCUGUGUUUGGCCUUUCGGUGGCUGGAGUGCUGGUGGCAGUUUUCAGCUGCAUGUUGGUAUAUCAGCUGCUCAGUCAUGAGCGCAAGAAAAUGUACUGGGAACAACUUGAACUGAGGUGCAGAUCUUUGUACUCUGGCCAGCAGGGACCCUCGGUGCUUCCAUCUGGACCUAUUUUGGGAGCUGCUAGGAAUGGCAACUGCAGGUGCUGCGAGCAGUGUCAUGCCCAUAGGAAUAUGAUGCCUUCCGCUUAUCCAUGGGAAGGUGAUCAACGCUUUUGGGCUCCGGGUCAAACGGGAAAUUUUUAUUCACCCAAUCCGGGGGGAGAUGAAAAUGGUGGGCCCAAUCGAAUAAAUCAAAAUAGUCGUCGAAUGCCGGGAUGGAGUUGGCCUAGAAUGCCCUGGCAGAGAAACGACGCCCAACGUUUGUCACCCCAUAGUCCAGACUCACAGUAUGGUUUCUCGAAUAGAACCACUGGUCAGGAUCCAGCGGUCAUUCCGUCGAACCAGCCUCGAUACAAUGUUAUCGAGCAACAGUACGGCAUCUGGGGACCUCCGCCACCUUACAGCGAUCCAAAUAGUCCCGCACGUAGAGGCCGUUAUCAGUACAUUCAUCCAGCCCAGUGUCAACCCAUGCUGGAAGCAGCUGCCCCUCCUAGUAACAUAGCGAUUUUGGAGUGUCAUCAGCAUCCCAUAGCAAACGAUAAUCAUUCCAUCCAACAAUUCAACAAUCCAACUCAAUCUAACGCAUUUAGAAAUCCAGGAAAGCGACAGGUUUUCAAGCCAGCUAAGGACAACUACGAGAACACUCCGUCCGAUAGUGACGGACCGAGGGACCGAUUCUCGAACACGCUACCGUUGAGAAAAACGAAGAAACGCGUCGAAGCUGGUGCAAAAAGUAUAGGACCAAAUCAACCGGCUUCGCGAGUAAAUGUUCAGAAUGUUUUCAAUCCAAACGCAGGCGGUGGUGAGCCACAAAAUUCGGUUGAAACAUCGGAGAAUGAAUACAAUGAACCUUCGCUACCGCAUAAUGAGGCAAGCUGCAGUGUUCAACCCACGGCAAUGCACGCCAAAACGAGACGAAUCAAAGCCGGGGUCGAGAAUACUGGCUUUCAAACUGUAGAAGCUCUAGAAGCUGAAGUGAUGAACGGAAAAGGGCAAGAUCCACCAGAAUCGGAAGUUUAUUUUGCCGAUGUGAGUAGUUGCUGUAACAUUUCUGUGAAGAACGACAACUACUAUGACGAAGCUAACCAAAGAAGAAAGAACAUGAAAGAGAAAAACAAACAACUGCAAGAACAGGACCAAUUCAGCAAAGACCAAGCGGAUGAAUACAUUGCUCAGCGUUUCGGAAAAAGAGAGCCGUCCGUCCGAAGCCGUUUGCCUCUUCCACAGAUCAUUCCUGAAACGUACGAAAAACCAAUGGUGAUGCCUCGUUCAUCGUUGAUGCAUAAAGACAUUUCCCGCCAAAGUAUGUGUUCCGUAGAAUCGGGUGAAAAGACCGACUACACCGAUCUCUCGCCUGCCACUCCCAGUACAAACUUCCCUUCCGUUACAUAUCCUCAACCAGAGCCCAGCAAUAACUUCAACAAUGUCAAUCAACUCAAUGCUGAAUCGAGCAGCUCUCCACUCACCGGUCGGGAUUAUCUGCUUGAACCGAACAGCUCCAGCUUCAUAGCUUCGUACCCGUACUCGUCGAACGAACAAAGCCAAGAAGCUCACCGUCGGUCAACGAAAAACCUCCAGGACAUCUUUCUGGCACCCGAUUCGCAGUACGAGGUAAUCAAGGACAGCAACAGCAAUAGUAGUAAGUACACAGAAUCCACCCCGCUAACUUUGUCCUACAUGACUCAGCAGGACAUGACGGCACCCUUCGCGUACAUCCCUAGCAAGAUGGGUCCACCGACGGCGACUCGAGAACUGUACCAGCACCAGCACCCCGUCGCAGCCGUUAGUCCAUCGCAACAACAGCAACAGUUCAAGCCGAAAUCCCCCAAAAACCUCAACAUAACUCCCAUCAAGCGGCAAAGUUUGGGGACCAACAUUAGUUCGAUCAUUCAGAAUCUGAGCGGCAGUGAUGUAGGCCUUCUUUACCCGGAAGGACGACACAGCCAUGGGCCUGGAUCUUCCGGAAUUGCUACCACUGGUAGUAGUAGUAGUGGUGGUGGUAAUAACAACCCAAAUGCUGGUUGUGGGGGACCAAGUGGACUGCGGGAGUUCAACCCGAACCAGGCACAGCACGACGACGAGGACAGCAGCAACGACGAGAACAACGUUUCGGAUGUAAACGAGAGGCAUCGAUCUUGAGACGAAGUGUAUGUUUGAAGCGGAACAGGCGCGCUGAAAAAGUGAACCACGACAGGUUGAUGUAUUUGAGAAAAGGUUAGAUAUUGUUCCAGUUUUGAGAAAUCCAAUUCAAAGAACCAGAAACCAGUUCGAAGACCUAAUUAACGCAUUUAAUUUGACAAAGCUACCUAGUUUUUAAUUUGAUUACAGCAACAAUGGCUAUGAUUACAGUUUUUGAAGAUAAAUGCAGAACAAAAUACAAUGAAUUUACCUUUAAUAAGGUUUCAAAUGAUUUCAUGGAAAAAAAAACUAUGAUUUCGAAUUGGAGCCAUUUAAAAAAAACUUUUGAAGCUUUGCGUAUUUAUUCCAAAAACCAACACUGUUAAAACCCAGAAGGUAAUUAACUUGCUAAAUUUCUAAAAUUAUUCAUUCGUUCAAAAUUUUCAAAGUGACGAUUCAAGAUAUUUUCUAGAGAAAAAACACAAUUCUAAACCCCAAUUGAAUUGUUUAUCUGAAAUCUGAAUUCAGAACCUGAAUUCUGAACCUAAAUUCUGAAUCUGAAUUCUGAAUCUGAAUUCUGAAC